Polyodon spathula (Mississippi paddlefish) is the source of this 3489-nucleotide messenger RNA. RefSeq names its product heat shock protein 12B (gene hspa12b). The transcript has 13 exons. Lineage: Eukaryota; Metazoa; Chordata; Actinopteri; Acipenseriformes; Polyodontidae. The record is from RefSeq and is a predicted model, not a curated record. Bases 553 to 2616 code for a protein of 687 amino acids.
CUGUACAGGCAUCCUGCCUUUCUACUCUCCUUCCCCUCCCAGCUCAAGCUGCUAGCUGGAGUGCAAUUCCAAAUUCUGUGUGUGCUGUGAAUGCUCCCUCCCUCUACCCUCUCCCUCCCCCUUGCUCUCUCUUUCUUGCUCGCUCUCUGGUUUACACAUUCCAGUGUUGACUGGGGAGUAUCCCAAGCGCAGGCCAUGGUGUAGGAGUCAUUCAAAAAUACUUGAAAUUAAGAAGAAGAAGAAGAAGAAGAAGAAGAAGAAGAAGAAGAAGAAAGAAGAAGAAGAAGAAGAAGAAGAAGAAGAAGAAGAAGAAUACCUAUUAAAUAAUCAAGCUGUGUGCAUAGUCUAGAGAUUUUCUGUGUCACAGAUUCUUCUGGUUUUUCUUGGGCUUCUGCUUUGUCCCGCUACUGGGUUAUCAUUCUUGUGAAGCAGUGGAGCAUCUUCGAGGUAGUACAGUUGUUUUUCUUACUUGGAAAGACCUACAAAAGCAGAAAGCUUAUAGACGUUUUGAAGUAUUAAACAAAGGGCUGCAAAAACAUCAGCAGAUGCAACAUGUCCACAGCCCUGCAGCCCAGCAUGGACACCCUUCAGAUAGAUUUUGUUUCAGGUCUGGAUGGAGAGAGUUCAGUAAACCCGUCACCUCCACACUCCCCUCUGCUCAAUGACAGCUGUAACAUAGCACCUCUUACUCCCUCUCUCUCACCGAGGAGUGCUCCCCGGUCCGUCUGCGCUCAUCCCUUCUCCGUGGUCGUGGCUAUCGAUUUUGGCACCACGUCCAGUGGCUACGCCUUCAGCUUUACUCAGGACCCGGAGGCCAUCCACAUGAUGAGACGCUGGGAGGGUGGUGACCCUGGCGUAGCCAAUCAGAAGACCCCCACGUCCCUACUUCUGACCCCAGAGCAGAGGUUCCACAGCUUUGGUUUUCUGGCCAGAGACUCGUACCACGACCUGGACCCCGACGAGGCGCGAGACUGGCUCUACUUCGAGAAGUUCAAGAUGAAGAUCCACAGCACCACGGACCUGACCAUGGAGACGGAGCUGGAGGCGAUGAACGGGCGCAGGGUGAAAGCUAUCGAGGUAUUCGCACACGCCCUGCGCUUCUUCAGAGAGCAUGCGCUCAAGGAGCUGAAAGACCAGUCCUCGUCCAUGCUGGAGAAGGAUGCUGUGAGGUGGGUGAUCACAGUCCCGGCUAUCUGGAAACAGCCAGCCAAGCAGUUCAUGAGGGAAGCCGCCUACUUAGCUGGUCUAAUCUCUCCAGAGAAUCCUGAGCAGUUACUGAUUGCUCUAGAGCCGGAAGCUGCCUCCAUCUACUGCAGGAAGCUCCGCCUCCACCAAGUGAUUGACCUAAGUGGACGGCCAAUGGCCAACGGCUUUGAACAAGACAGCCCCGUCCCCAUUGGUUCCAGCUUCAGACAGGCAAGGGAGCAGCUCCGCAGAUCCAGGCACAGCAGGACCUUUCUGGUGGAGAGUGGGACUGGGGAACUGUGGUCCGAGAUGCAGACUGGUGAUCGGUACAUUGUGGCCGACUGUGGUGGAGGGACAGUGGACCUCACAGUCCACCAGAUUGAGCAGCCGCAAGGAACCCUGAAGGAGCUGUACAAGGCAUCAGGGGGUCCGUACGGCGCGGUGGGGGUGGACCUGGCUUUUGAGGAGAUGUUGUGCCGGAUCUUUGGGGCCGACUUCAUCUUGAGCUUCAAGGCGAAGCGGCCGGCAGCCUGGGUGGACCUGACCAUCGCCUUCGAGGCCAGGAAGAGGACGGCAGUGCCUGGGCGAGCCAGCGCGCUCAACAUCUCACUGCCCUUCUCCUUCAUCGACUUCUACAAGAGGCACAGGGGGCAGAGCGUGGAGACCGCACUGCGCAAGAGCAACGUGAACUUUGUGAAGUGGUCCUCUCAGGGGAUGCUGAGGAUGACGUCUGAGGCCAUGAAUGAGCUCUUCCAGCCCACCAUCUCUCAGAUCGUCCAGCACAUCGAUGGGCUGAUGAAGAAGCCAGAGGUGGGCAGGGUGCGUUUCCUCUUCCUGGUGGGUGGCUUUGCGGAGUCAUCUAUGCUGCAGCAUGCCGUCCAAUCUGCAUUUGGACGAACCUGCCGCAUCAUCAUCCCGCAGGAUGUAGGGCUGACCAUCCUGAAGGGGGCAGUGCUGUUCGGGCUGGAUCCCACUGUCGUAAGGGUGCGCCGCUGCCCCCUGACCUACGGGGUGGGAGUACUCAACAAGUUUGUUGAGGGAAAGCACCCCCGAGACAAGCUGCUGGUCAAGGAGGGCCGGGACUGGUGCACGGACAUCCUUGACCGCUUCGUGGCUGUGGACCAGUCCGUGGCACUCGGGGAGGUGGUCCAGAGGAGCUACACCCCAGCCAGGCCCGGCCAGCGCAGGAUCAUCAUCAACAUCUACUGCUGCUCCAGCGACGAAGUGGUUUACAUCACUGACCCCGGCGUGCGCAAGUGCGGUACCAUCAACCUGGACCUGCCUGAGGCCAAGGAGACCAGCCUGCCGCACAAGGGUCGCCGUGAGAUCCGUGCAAGCAUGCAGUUCGGAGACACAGAGAUCAAGGUGACCGCUGUCGACAUGGUGACUUCGAAGUCCGUCCGCGCAGCCAUCGAUUUCCUCUCCAACUGAGAGCCAGCCAAACUUUGCUGAGAAACAAACUGAGAUUCAAUUAUUCAAAGAGGUUUUCCUAUUCUUAGUGGUGUGUUUUAGUUUUCAUGGAUAAAAGGAGGCGAUGUAGGAAAGUAAAAAUCAUCUAUACACUUCAGGUGGAUGGAGAGUGAUCCAGGCCACUGGCAUCUCUAGGAUUAUGGAGUUUGGAAUACUAAAAUACCUGUAGAUAUCAUACAAAAUCAUGUCCUAGACACAUCAGUUUGGGGUCUUUACUGUAUUGUUUUGUUUAACCCUUUACUGCAUGACUUUUUGUAUUUAGGCAGUUUGAAAACAGUAGUUUAUCCCCCUCCUCCCCCCCUUUUCACCCCACCCAUCCACGUCAUUAAUAUAUUUUGUUGCCCUGAGGCGACACUGUGCAGUUAAGGCAGUACAAACAAAGCAAACCCUGCUAGUUGUAGUGCUCUAUUUCAUAGCAAAAUUCUAACUAGAAAGUUUUAGAACAGAACCGUAAUAGAAAUCAAUGGCUUUCAUGCUCAAUAUUUAUAAUAAUAAUAAAAAAAAACUAUAAAACUGAAAAUUAGUUUAUAAGUGUUUACUAACUUCUAAAAACGUGUUAACGUAAUGGUUUCUGUAAAUCAAAGAUUUAAGGUGCUGCACUUGUACUGUACCUCUUGGGCAGUCUGAUCCAUCCCUUUAUUUUACUUAGAAAACAGUUGCACAUUUAAUAUCACAUUUAAAGCAUUACAAGAAGAACUGAGGUUAACCCUUUAAGGGCCGUGGGUGUGUUAACAAUCAUACUGAAGUGGGCUCAGUUACAAGCUAAACUAAAUGUUUGCACAGUUAAUAUGCCAGUAUAAGUGCAGGCAAGCCCCCCCCCCCAGUAUUUUAAAA